Cavia porcellus (domestic guinea pig) is the source of this 929-nucleotide messenger RNA. It is a transcript of the gene Yae1, whose product is annotated as YAE1 maturation factor of ABCE1. The transcript has 3 exons. Lineage: Eukaryota; Metazoa; Chordata; Mammalia; Rodentia; Caviidae. The record is from RefSeq and is a predicted model, not a curated record. Bases 81 to 761 code for a protein of 226 amino acids.
GCAGCCCUCGCCCCGCCCGCUACGCCGGAAGGACUCGCCGGCGUUUCCGGUGGUCGGCGACUCUGGUGGUUGCCUCGGUGAUGUCCUGGGUUCAAGCUGCUCAGUCCGCUGGGAAGAGUGGAGACCAGGGAGACGUGUUUGACGAGGACGCCGACGAGUCCCUUGUGGUACAGCGGGAAUGGCGGAGCCACAUGCAGAGACGAGUUAAAGAAGGUUACAGAGAGGGAAUCGAUGCUGGUAAAGCAGUUGCUCUUCAGCAGGGCUUCAAUCAAGGCUAUAAGGAAGGUGCAGAAGUUAUUAUGAACUACGGACAGCUCAGAGGAACGCUGAGUGCCCUGCUCUCCUGGUGUCACCUUCAUGAUAAUAGUUCCACUCUGAUCAGUAAAAUAAAUAAUCUCCUGGAUGCAGUUGGCCACUGUGAAGAGCAUGUGCUCACACAUCUAAAAUCAAUCACUCCCCGGCCCCACGUUGGAGAUUUAUUGGACUCCAUUGAGGAUAUGGACCUUUGUCAUGUAGUUCCAGCUGAGAAAAAGAUUGAUGAAGCUAAAGAUGAAAGACUCUAUGAAAAUAAUGCUGAGUUUAACAAAAACUGUGACAACGGUACUAGGAGGGUAGACUGUGUAUGUUUAGAAGAAUGCAGAACAAAAGAACCUGCACAUUCUGCAAACCCAAGCCUCACCUGGAUUUUAGAACAGACGGCCAAUUUAGUUGCACAGCUGGGAUUCUCAGUUGAUGUGUUACAGCACCUCAAACAACUUUGAAAAGCUUCCCUUUCCCAUGAAAGCAAUGUUCGGAAUAUUUCUUAAAGCACUUUGUUUCCUAAUAAGACAUCCAAAAUCUGUACUGGGUUCUACAUUGAACUUAUAGUUAUGCUUCAUGAAGUUCCAAAUGUCUCCAAUGUUGACACUAUUAAAUGUAAUAUAAGCCUG